AUGGAUUCUGAUUACGAUAGUGAAGUAUAUGCUGACAAUUUAUCUGAAAUAUCAGAUAUUGGAAAUCUUCAUGACUUUGAUAGUGAUAGUGAUAGUGAUAAUGAUGACUUGUUUCGUACUAGACGGAAUAGAGUUAUGCCAAUUUUAUCAAGUGAUUCGGAAGAAAGUGGAGACGAGUGCCCAAGUUGGUUGCCAGUGGAAAGUGAUCGUACUCCAGUUAUUGAACCCUUUGUUGGAAAUAGUGGUGUUUCUGCAAUUCCUUAUAUUCGUAGUGUGAUAGAUAUAGUUAAAUUAUUUAUAGGAGAUGAUUUGAUAGAGCAUAUGGCGAUAGAAACAAAUCGCUAUCAUAUGCAAAAUUUAAAUAGACUCAGUACCGGUGGAAAAUCUAUAAAGUGGAAAGAUGUAACAGGCAAAGACAUCAAAAAGAUGUUAGGUUUGUUAUUAUUGAUGGGUAGAGUUCGCAAAGACACUCGCGAUGAAUAUUGGUCGACAGAAGAGACUAUAUCAACACCAUUUUUUGCGAAGAUAAUGAGCAGAGAUCGGUUUCGGCAAAUUUGGAGUUCAUGGCAUUUUGCGAACAACGAACAAGAUGUCAUUGAAAAUGAUCGUCUUAGUAAGGUUCGUCCAAUAAUAAAUUAUCUUUUGCCAAAGUUUAGAAUUGUUUAUAAACCAGAAAGAGAAUUAUCUUUAGAUGAAAGUGUUAUGCCUUGGAGGGGUCGGCUUUCAUUCAAAGUAUAUAACGCAUCAAAAAUAGUAAAAUAUGGUAUUCUGAUUAGAAUGGUUUGCGAAGCAAAGUCAGGCUACAUAUGCAACUUAAAAAUUUAUUGUGGAAAUGGCAAUAGUUUACAGUCAACUAUAUUAGAUAUAUUAGAACCUUAUUUAAAUUUGUGGCAUCAUGUAUAUAUGGACAAUUUUUAUAAUAGUGUAAAUACAAGUUUAUUAUUACUACAAAAUAAAACUAGGAUUUGUGGAACUAUAAGGACUAACAGGGGCCUUCCUGAAGAACUUAAAAAUUUAAAACUUAAAAGAGGAGAGACAGUAUUUAGAAGACGCCAAGAAGUUUUGUUACAAUGCUGGCAAUCAAAAAGAAUAGUCCAAAUGAUUUCUACAAUUCAUUCGGCUGCUAUGGUUGAAAGCCAUAAUAUAGAAUGGAAAACGCGCGAAAAAAUCUGGAAACCCAUCUGUGUUAUAGAUUAUAACAAAUAUAUGUCGGGUGUUGAUCGUGCUGAUCAAUACCUUUCAUAUUUUUCUAUAGUUCGCCGUACGAAAAAAUGGACCAAAAGAAUGGUUAUUGAUUAA
Molecule: messenger RNA, 1299 nt
Organism: Ctenocephalides felis (cat flea)
Lineage: Eukaryota; Metazoa; Arthropoda; Insecta; Siphonaptera; Pulicidae
Product: piggyBac transposable element-derived protein 4-like
Exons: 2
Coding region: 1-1299 (432 amino acids)
Source: RefSeq, a predicted model, not a curated record